Molecule: messenger RNA, 6712 nt
Organism: Heterocephalus glaber (naked mole-rat)
Lineage: Eukaryota; Metazoa; Chordata; Mammalia; Rodentia; Bathyergidae
Gene: Gabrq
Product: gamma-aminobutyric acid type A receptor subunit theta
Biological process (GO): monoatomic ion transmembrane transport
Cellular component (GO): membrane
Molecular function (GO): GABA-A receptor activity; extracellular ligand-gated monoatomic ion channel activity
Source: RefSeq, a predicted model, not a curated record
GGAGCCAGCCGCGCGCCCCUCUCGAGCCCAGUCGCAGCCUGGAGCGGUCGCGGACGGAGCGCACCUCGCAGCUGCGUCGAGCGGAGCUGCGUGGCUCAGGGUUCCCGACCAACUGCCCCGCUUCCCGCUCCCUGUGCCCCCGGUAGCUCUUCCGUGGAGGCGACUCUGCGGAAGGGCUAGCGGUCCUACCCCGGGCGACCCGAUACCGAGCUGCUGCUCAGCCCAGCCCCGUCCCACCCUCGCCGGCCCGCGGCGCCCUGAGAAACGCAGCCAUGGGCUUCCGAGCCACGCUGCGUGUCGCCACGCUCCUGCUGCUCCUCAGGACCUGGCUCGUGGACACCAACAAGCGCAGUCCCAGCCGGAACUCGAACUUCUCCCGAGUGCCCAAAGACUUACUGGACAUCUUCAACUGCAAAAAUUGUGCAAAUCACGCCACUGUUCGAAACAUUUUGGACAGGACGCUGUCGAACUAUGAUGUCCGACUGAGGCCCAAUGUUGGAGGUGCCCCUGUGACCGUGAACGUUGGUAUCUAUGUCGCCAACAUUCGUGAGAUCUCGAAUAAGAAUAAGGACUACGAAAUCACGUUGUACUUUUAUCAGACCUGGAAGGAUUCGCGCCUGGCAUAUCAUGAGACCAACCUGAACUUGACCCUGGAUUACAGCAUGCAUGAGAAGUUGUGGGUCCCUGACUGCUACUUGCUGAAUGACAACGACGCUUUUAUGCAGGAUGCAACUGUGGAGAAGCGCGUGUUUCAGCUUCACCCAGAUGGAACUGUGCGGUAUGGCAUCCGGCUCACCGCCAUAGCAGCCUGCUCCCUGGAUCUGCGUAAAUUCCCCGUCGGCAGGAAGACAUGCAAGCUGGAGGUGGAGAGCAGUGGCUACACUGUCGAAGACGUCAUAUUAGCCUGGGAUGACAAUGAGGUCGGCACCCACACGACUGAGGAGCUGAAAUUCCCUGAGUUUAAUUUCUACAAGAAGGUGAUUACUAACAAGGAGGUGUAUUUCUAUGCAGGUUCCUACAUGCGUCUGGUAAUGAACUUCCAGAUCCAGCGGGAAAUUAACAGCUACCUUUUGCACAUCUAUUGGCCUACUAUCCUCUGCACGGUUCUCUCCUGGGUGUCGUUUUGGAUGCGCCAUGAUUCUUCUGCAGCCAGGGUGACAAUUGGCCUAGCUUCCAUCUUUAUCCUGAUCACCAUCGACUCACAUCUGCAGAAUAAACUCCCCUACGGUGCCUACAUCAAGCACAUCGACAUCUAUGUGCUUGUGUGCUUAUUCUUCGUGUUCCUGUCCUUGAUAGAGUAUGCCUACGUCAACUACCUUUACUGCAACAAACGACUUCGCCAGCGUAGACAACGCAGGAGACUCAGGAGAGUCAUUGCCCGCUACCUCUACCAUGAUGUAGUGGAUGGCCUGAUUAACGUGGAAAAAGAAGUCGGCUCUGGCUCCCUUCCCACCCGCCCUGCACAGGCUGGCCUGGCGAGCCCCGAAAGCCUUGGCUCUUUGGCGACCAUCUCAGAGCAGGCCCCACUGGCCACCUCCGAAGGCCUCAGCACACUCUCUUCCCUCUCCAGCCUGGACCAGCUGGAGGCUGGAGAAAACCUGAGCUAUCUCCCCUCCACCUCCCGGCAGGCCCUGCCUGGCUUUAAUGGUAUUAUUGUUCCUACCAAAAUCCGCGUCCGCAUCGAUGCCCACAUCUCUAUGGAGACCUGUGACAGCAAUGAGGAUGAUUCCAAAGAUGAGAGCCAUGGCCGUGGCCCCAGCAGGAGGCCCAGGCUGGCCCGUGGCCAGCGGUGUGUGCAAGAAGCAAGCCAGGACCCUGAUGAGAUUGAGAGCUUACAGGAUGACAUCAGUGUCAACAGCAGCAGCCUUGACCUGGGAGAGCAACUUGAGGAUGACACUGACAGUAUCUGGAGCAUUGAUGAGAAUCCCAUGACCUCUGACCAAGAAAAGGAGAAUCGUUCAGAGUCUGAGGACAUUUACUCCCUGAGCCCUGGGCACUCCUUCAGUGAGGAGAUCUCACCCCAGCUCUUUAACCCUGAUUUCGUCCCUAGGCUAGACAGGUGGUGCCGGAUCCUCUUCCCUCUUUCCUUUGGAUUGUUCAAUAUUGUUUACUGGCUGUACCACAUGUAUUAGUUCCCAGCGCCUCAGAGUGGCAGGAACACUUUGCUUUGCUCCCUUCACAGUUCUGUUUGGUUUUGUUUUUCCCUCUUUCUUUUGAUCAUUUUAUUUGGUAGUUAUCAGUUCAACACUUCUCCUUAUUAUCAUGAGGUGGAGAUAGUUAGACCAUGCAUGCUUUGACUGGUAGGGAAGGAAUUGAGGAAUUAGGAGUCAGUAUCUCAUUGAUUUCUUUUCUGACAAGAAGACUCAUACCUUGUGAAACAUUUCCAACAGUGGAUAAGCAUAGCAAAGCCCCUGGAAAUGUUUAGCAGACAGAGAGGAGCCAAGUUGGGGAGCAAAGGAAGGCAUUGAGCCUUGCUCCUAAACAUUGCUUCGGUCUUUCUUUUCUGCCACUUUUAGGCACUGAAAUUUCUUUUUCAUUACUGCACUUUUUUGUUUCUUUUCCUUCCGAGGGGCCAUGGCCCUUGCUCACUCUUUGCUUAGGGCUGUGUGUGAGAAAAUUAAGUUGGGUUGGUCUGGGGUUCUCAGGGGAAGAGCUAGCCAUGACUUGGAAAUGCAGGAAACUGGCUGUGACAAAGUCAGGAAGUAUUUGCAAGUGCCCUUUGCCCAUGACUGUGGGUUGUAUUUUGAGCUUGGCAUUGUGUUCAGAGGGGAAUUGGAAGGGGGUGGCAGGAGCUUGUGGCAGGCAGGGGUGAUGUCAGGUUAAAGAAUGCACCGGUUCAGCUGGCCACUUUGGAGAGAUUAGAAUUUAUUCUCUUGCCUGUAUCUCUGCUUCAGAAUGCUGGACAGUAGGGACUCAAAACUUCUGUCAAGUCAGGAGUUAGCUUUCUAUGAAUUGCUGAGUUGCUCACUAGUCAUGGUGUAAGCUCUUGGUGAAGAGCUAGGAAAGUACUAGGCUAGGAAAGUUCACACUUGCUAUUUCACCAUCUGAUUAGAAUAGCACAUGAACAACUAUUGUAAAUCUAUAUACUAACCCUUUCUAUUUGUCUAGCGGAUAAUUAAGUGUCAACGAGCUCACUGACCCAUCACAUCGUUGGAACCUCACAGGAGCCCUGUGAGCAAGGGAAGGCAAAGCACCUUGUCCCCAGUGUCCCAAGGAAAAAGUGGAACUCAUAUAUCAUGCUUAAAGACACUUGCUUUUCCUCCCUUUCCUCCUAACUCUCAAUUGAAGCAGUCCCCUUUCUUCCCUCCCCUUUGCAAAAUGGGGUGUGCUGGCAGAGCCUGCCUAGCUGUCGGGCUGCCCACCUUGUUCUACAGACCUAGAGCACCUUGGCAGGAAGAGGCCACUGAUCUGCCAAUGAGCAUGAACCAAGCAAGUGGAGAGUGUGGACCCUGCCCACCCUGCUGGGCUGACAGAAGUAGGCUUAGCCCGCACACCAACUUGCCCAGCAGCAGCAGCUUACUGAUGGAAGCCAUGAGGGAGUGAGAUUCACAAAGCACUCAACCUAUGUUCCUCUUCCUCCUUAGGCAGCCUCUCCUGCAGCCCCUUACCUCCUACCUGCCUACUCUCCAAACUGUGCUUCUAUGUCUGUGUGUGUAUAACUGGGGUGAGUGUGUAUGCAUCAAAGUAGCAGUGUGUACAUAUAGCCAUUUGAGAAGCUUAAUAGCACUAUAUCUAUUAGUGUAAAUCUAUUACUAUUUGUGGAAGUGAAUCUACAAUGUACAGAUACAUGUGCCUGUGUACACAUCCCUAUGAAUGUGUGGCUUUCGUGUGUAUUUGCUUGUGUACACACGAGUAAAUAUUACAUAUGCGUGUGCAUAGUAAGUAUAUGUCUAUUCUUAUCUAAUUUGAAUUGGAGUGAGGGAAAGCAUGCCUGUCGAUGGCCCUUCUAGAACUGCCAGAAUUCCUUUGACCUGUUUACACAUAGAGGAGGCCCUGUUUGGCUGGUCUAGUUAGUUGUUUCUUUCUAAUUGCCCUGUUUGAGGGAGCAGGGCCUCCACUCCUUACCCUCCCUCCAAGCAUCUGGACUGUCUCUUGGAUACAGAGUGAUCCAGAAGUGAAUGUAGCUCUAAGAAGUUGUAAUAUAGUGCCUUGAGGUAGGAAGUGCUCACUCCAUGGGAUAAGCUAUGAGUGCCUAGAAUUUUGCUAAUAUUUCAGGGUGAGACCCUGAACAGUGCAUUGGGAAUAUAAACACAGUGCAGAUCUGGGUGGGAGGGCUAGAGAACUGGAGAGGAGGAGGCAGAUGCCCUGUAGAGCCCAUCCCCUUAUCCCAAUCAUUGUAUAUAAGCCUGAUGCAUGUGGGGCGGUUGGCAGCCGCAGACCAGUAGACAAGGUGAGGAUAUGCUCAGGGGAUUGGCUGCCAACAGCUGCAUGCUGAGAACCAAAGGUGCCUUGGACUGUGGUAGUGAGCCCAUUCAGGAACAGAAAGCACUUUAGUGACCCAUUCUAGGGUGGUUGUUGGCUGCUGAACUCCAGUGGCAGGCCCCAAGUUCCCCCUUGAAUUUGGAGUUCCAGAAAUCUCUACUUCCACCUCCUCCAGGGAGAGAGUCAAAGGAAUGAGAGGGAAAUGCAAAGGAGCCUCAGGUACUGACUGCCUAGAUUAUAGCCAGCUUAUUCUCUUCUACACAUAUAGCACAGAAGCACAUAGGCACACUCAUGUUCACACACAUACACCUUCACACAUGCAUGGGUACACAAACGGGGCAAUCUCCCUCAUCAGUGUAUGUGGAUACAUGCCCAGAUGGUGUACAAACCCAUAUGUGACCAUGCCUACACACACACACACUCACACUCACUCACUCUCUCUCUCUCUCUCUCUCUCUCUCUCUCUCUCUCUCUCUCGUAAGACAAUGAAGAAAAUGCAUGCUGUCUCCAUAAUGUCUCAGAUUACCUCUUCUCUUUUGGUCUCCUUGCACAGAGAGGUCCAUGUUGAAGGGAGAGCACUGCCCCACAUCUGUAGUUCCUGCCAUGCCUAUUGAAAGACUAGCUUCCUGGAGCCUACAAGUUGGUUAGUUGACUUGGGUUUGGGCUUCCAGGAUCCUGGAGGGGCUUUCAACCCUGUGGCUCAUGAGCAGUUCACUGGGCUGAAGUCAUAAAUGGAAAUUGGAGCAGUGGGGGCAAAAAGAGGCAGUGAUACACAGGAAGGCUUCACAGUAUAGAGGAAAAGCAAAGAGGCCAGUUGUAAAUAUCCAUGUAGCUAGAUUUAUUAUACUUUAAAAAAGAAAAGCUUGCCCUAACAUGCUGCAAUGAGAGCAGUCGAACUCUACUGCAAUUUGUACCCUGCGAAGUGAGGUGUCAAAGUGAGGUGGAGGUCUGGUAAUGACACCUUUUCAGGAACUUCAAUCUUCUGAGUUCGCCUUGGCUUGGGUCCUUCUAAUUGACCAAAACUUGUCCUGCAAAUUGCCAGAUCUCCCCUUGCCAUGUCUGUGUGUGCUCUGUUGUCCAUGUCACUGUUGAGCCCCAUCCUCUGCUAUCUCCAGCUGGCUGCCUAUGUCCCUUCCCAAACAUCCCUCAAGACCAAGUGCAGAGCAUUUGCCAGGUGUUUCUGGGAGUCAGCGAAUCAAAGAGCGCUUGGUAAUUUGGAAGUUUGGGCAGAGGAAAAGACCUUGCUGAGUCUGGAAUGGAGCAACCCCACAUUUACUCCUCUAUGCACCUGUCCUUUCUCUUCUUCCCCUUAGAACCCCAGCCCCAGGAAGAUGCCCCUGUCUGUCUCCCAGUGCCCUGUUGUGAGGAUGUUUGACACGUUUCCUAUCAAGUUCUCACCACUGCGGGGUGACUUUGCAGAUGUAACAGAUGAUCCGUUGGGUCUUAAUGGAGCUUGUCAAAUGUAUUCUUACAACUUGUGUCAUCUGGUUAAUAGCAAGGCUGCAACCUCUGCACAUUUAGAGCUAAGUUUUGCUGAGACUGUGGCCAUUCCUAAAGAAGUUUCUUUAUUCUGUAUAAACAACACCUAAUCCUUUGAGCUAUUAACUAUUGAAUGCAUUCACUAAGCUCUCUACCUGCAUGCCACCCUGCUGGCUCCUCCACGGCCAAGCAUCAAAGGAAAUUGUGUCUUGUCAUACUGAAAGUGCAGUGUAUUCGUGAUUGUUGUACAAUGUCCUGUGUUCAAUAUGAAAUAUAAUAUUAUAGGUGUUAGGUUUUUUUGGGGGGGGUUAUCUCCUUAUAAAACGUCCUAGUUGGUCAGGGUCACCUCUGUGGACUGCAUUUGUGUGAGACUUGGCACCCACUGUCUUGCCAGACUGCAUGCGCAGGGUCAGUGCUUAUCAGCAAAGUGGAAGCUGCUGGAAUUGUUCCUGAUAUCGGACAGUGCUAGUGAGUAGCAAUCUGGAAGCAGAUGAAUUACAGACAAUCACACAUGCAGGUCUUUAGUAGUUCUGGGCCCAUGCAGUGAAAACCAAGAAAAGAGAAGAAGGACCAAGACCCAGGUCCCUUGGUUGGCCUGCCCUACAGAGGGACAGGGAGCAGCAGAGCCUCACCGUAUGGCUAGGUGCCCUUUUUGGCCUCAAAUGUAUUUUUUUGUAUAGGAAAGACCCUGACCAGUCCUGAUUUUAAGAAAGUAAAACAUGAAGAAAUAUAAAAUUGUUUCUGAAAGAUAUUCUGGAGUAAAAUUUUGUAAAUAGUAAUGGGGAAAAAUAAAGAUCAACAAUAAAAAAUA